UUUUCGGGUUCAUCUGUUCACUCAUGCACCAAACACGUGACUAACUUCUCAAAACAGCGAGGCUUUGCACAUCAUCGAUGAUGUCAUUUUCAUAUAACGGAUCAUGCAUUAAUACGCGUUCGCAAAUUACUUCCUCGGACCAAAGUGUCCCAACGCUAAUGUGAUAGAACAUUAUGUUGCAGUGGUGUAAUUGGAGAUUUGUGAAAACGUUUCAGAAGUCUCCACUUGCACCACAGAAAGUCACUGGAUUCAUUUGUUAUGGUCGUGAAAGCCGUACCACGUAUUUGCAGGAGACAGAACCAAGCUUCCAGAACAAGGCCCGAGUACAAAUCCUGGCCGAGCUGGAGAAAGAAAGGGAGCGCUUAAUGCAGAAUCAGACUGUGAGCACUCCAGGAGCCAGCAUCCCAAUAGCCCGUCACAGCAUGAAAGACUUCCGGGAUAGUGCCGAGCAGCAGCACAUUGUUGCCCAGCAGAAAGCUGCCUUGCAGCACGCACACGCACACUCGUCAGGCUUCUUCAUCACUCAGGACUCGUCAUUCGGCAACCUCAUCCUCCCUGUGCUUCCUCGCCUGGAGCCCGAGUCGUGACCGUUGGCCACAACGCGUGCGCACGUGAACCACGUCUCACUUCCAAGUUUCCUCUUUGGGUCUUUAUCCUGACACUGAUCUCUGGGAAGUUGGAAUCCAUUGCAGUUAUUUUGGAAAAAACAACACAAAAAGUCCCUUUCGACAUGUUUUAACACUGGGAUUUUAAUCUUGUAUACUGUGUAUGCAAAUAUGUGACACCUUUUAUUGCCACGAUUGCCAUGAUUUGCAAAUUUAGGGUUAAUUUCCUCCAUCUUCCUUUAAUUGUUUGUAAUGCUGUUUGGAAAAUAAAAUAUUCAUACUCAA
Messenger RNA from Hippocampus comes (tiger tail seahorse), 890 nucleotides. It is a transcript of the gene inip, whose product is annotated as ints3 and nabp interacting protein. The record is from RefSeq and is a predicted model, not a curated record. The coding region runs from base 174 to 587 and encodes 137 amino acids. Lineage: Eukaryota; Metazoa; Chordata; Actinopteri; Syngnathiformes; Syngnathidae. The transcript is spliced from 4 exons. Gene Ontology annotation, cellular component: nucleoplasm; nucleus; SOSS complex. Gene Ontology annotation, biological process: DNA repair.